Molecule: messenger RNA, 1076 nt
Organism: Crotalus tigris (Tiger rattlesnake)
Lineage: Eukaryota; Metazoa; Chordata; Lepidosauria; Squamata; Viperidae
Gene: CFAP107
Product: chromosome unknown C1orf158 homolog
Exons: 4
Coding region: 72-680 (202 amino acids)
Source: RefSeq, a predicted model, not a curated record
UGAAGGAAUGCCACAAAGGCCCAACUCUCCGCUCAGAGAGGAGCCCCUAGACGGAGAAAGAGGGGGAAAUCAUGAUUAACCUAUGCAGAGAUGUCCAGGAAUGCACCCUCCCAAGCUGGAAGGUGGAGCCAAAGUACUCGACCAAAGUGCUGAUUGGAAACUGGGGAGAGGAGAGGAGGAGGUUUGUUCGUGAUAAUGAGGGGACCGGUCAAAGCACCUUCCAACAAGAUUUUGUUCCUUUCCCCACUGGGACCCCGGAUCGAACCGUGAUGCGGAGGCUUAUGAAGCGGCUGGAAGGCCUGCCAAGGAAGUAUAUCUUGACCCACUGUGAAGAGGCCAGGCAUCAGCACCUGGUCUCGCAGUACGACGACCAAUACAACAGACACGGCCACAACCCCCAGCUGCCUCCACUCCGCAAAUGGCACAGGCACAAACUGGCAUGGACGCCAGAGAAAUCAGACUAUCCCCUCGUUGAGCCCCCAACCAACUAUGGGCUUGUGGAGCACCUGAUGAAAGCCUGGCAUCGCAAAGAGACGGAAGUGGCCCAGACCGUCUACCACAGCUCCUACCCCAAGCCUCCCGCCUCGGCCUACGCCCCUCGCCAGCGGCCAGACACCAGGCGCAUCCUGGAGCAGAGCCGCCAGCAGUGGCUGCCCAGAAGCCUGGAUGCUCCUGCCUGAGAGAAGGGCGGGAGCCUCGCAGGGCGGCUCCUCCAGCCAAGCGGACGGGGGCAUUCUUCUCUGAGAGGAAGGUGCAGGGGAAGCACCGGCGGCCACGGGCUUCUUGCGGAGAUAAAAGGGAGCUGGAUUUACGUGAGGGAACGGGAGCCAUAAACCACAAAUCAAAACCUUGUUGCAUCAGCACAGCUUUCCCACAAGCCACCCGGUUAAGAGGAGGAUACGAGGAGGAGGAGGAGUUCAAAGAACGGCCGGCAUCCGUUCAGGAUUUAAUGCUUUCCUAGCUCAACCACAAUUCCAGGGACAUAGAAAAUGGAGUAAAGUUUGCACGGAUUUCCGCUGAGAAGGGCUUCAGAGAACCUUGUGGUCACUUGUGGCUUUGAGCUCCCUCUCACUCCC